CAGCAGUGCUCCAUUCGUGAAAUCACAGUGUUUGACAUCAGCUUAUGCGCCGGACGGCUUUUGAACUUCGUGGAAAUCAAGCAAAGCACCCCCUUCAAGGUUUCAACCUGGCGCGGUUGCUGGUCAUAUAUAUAGUUGUGCGGCUCAAGCUCUCAGAAUUUGCUGGCACGCUAGAGCUUCUCAGCCCAUUUCGAUUUGAUUCUCAGCCGCUUGUCAUGGAAUCCCGCCUCAGAGUGUUGGGCAAUCCAGUUGAACAUUGGCAACACGCCUUGCUGUUCUUGAACCAUGCUCAAAUGGUGCGCUUAAAGAGAGAUGUACAGAACACGAUGACGAUGAUGUACAACUCUACCAUCGAUAAAUGCCGCACCCUUGCAGGAAAGCAAGGCAGUGGCAACAAGCCUGGAUUUUGUUCCGUGCUGCCGGCACUGCUGGCUUGGUCGAUUUGUUAACCUUCAGUACUGCAAUCUGUGCUGCUGCGCCUGGUGCACAGUGGCAGCAUGCCAUGGCACUCUUGCAGGAGCUCGAAGGACUGGCAACCCUUCAAUUGGAGGCCGACAUUGUCCUGCAUAACUCGGUUAUCAGCGCCUGUGGAAGAGCAAAGCAGUGGCAGAGGGCCAUACUCCAUCUCAAUUUGAUCGAAGAAAGCCGGCUGGCGUUGGACGAUGUAUCUUUUGGCGCAGCUGUUGACGCAUGCACUAAUUGGCAGUUGAUGUUGUUGUUGUUGGAUGAUUUGGCAAGUCGAGCACUUGAAGCGACCUUGAUCACACUAAAUGCUGCGAUGAGCACGUUCGAGAAGGCAAAACAGUGGAGUCUCGCCUUGGACAUGUUAAAAGGUCUUACAGAAGGGCGUCUGGCUGAUGUGAUCACAUACAAUUCCGCAAUCAGUGCCUGUGAGAAGGCCUCUGAAUAUCAGCAAGCUAUAUGGCUCUUCGAGGACUUGACAAAAUGUCUGGUGCCUACUGCUGUCACUUACAGCGCAGUGAUCAGCUCUUGCGCAAAUGUGUCAGAAUGGCAGGCUGGGUUGAUGUUUUUGGCUGAGGCAGUUUCCAAACGUCCAAUGGCUAAUGUGAUCACUUUUAAUGCAGCGAUCAGUGCAUGUGAAAAAUCUGGUCAGCAUGGGAUGGCCUUGGCAUUGUUGAGGCUGCUUCACUCUAUUUAUUUGCAGGCAGAUGUGAUCACCUACAGUGCCUCCAUUGGAGCCUGUGAUAGAGCUGGCAAGUGGCAAUGUGUUUUCCAACUUCUUACUGAAGCUCAGCUUUUCAAGAUCCAGUUAGGUUUGGUAGGAUACACUUCGGCCAUCAAUGCUUGUGAGAAGGCGGCCAAGUGGCCGGAAGCGUUGCAACUCCUUCAGCCAUGGACAGUCCUUUACAACACUACCAUAAGCACUUGUGAAAAGGCCUGCCACUGGCAAGUGGCCCUAGCCCUUUUACAAGAGCUUUCCUUGAAGCAACUGCUUCCUGACGUGGUUUCACACAGUGCAACCGUGUCUGCUUUGCAGAAGGCAGUGCAAUGGAUGCUAGCGUUACUCUUGCUGGACGACAUGGAUUCAUUCGCCGUGCGAGCAGAUGCCAUCACCAUUUGCGCAGUUGUCGAAAGUUGCCAGAUGGCCAAAAAAUGGCAUUUGGUACGGCGGCUUUUGAGUGAGUUAGAAAGUACCUAUGAAGAUCCCAGCCUGUGGAUUCCUUUGCAACAUAUUCAGCAUGUGGA
Molecule: messenger RNA, 1707 nt
Organism: Durusdinium trenchii
Lineage: Eukaryota; Dinophyceae; Suessiales; Symbiodiniaceae
Source: the annotation of a GenBank genome assembly